Molecule: messenger RNA, 2289 nt
Organism: Colletotrichum lupini
Lineage: Eukaryota; Fungi; Ascomycota; Sordariomycetes; Glomerellales; Glomerellaceae
Exons: 6
Coding region: 1-2289 (762 amino acids)
Biological process (GO): regulation of DNA-templated transcription
Molecular function (GO): zinc ion binding; DNA-binding transcription factor activity, RNA polymerase II-specific
Source: RefSeq, a predicted model, not a curated record
AUGACUUCGUCUGCGUGCACCUACGGCGGAACCCAAAUCAACUUCCUGAUGCCCCGGACACCUGGUGUGGCAUGGACCGAACCAGCGGGCCACCCAACGGCCCCCAAGUAUGAUCCCACCCCCAUCCCGACAUGCAGGGCGGCGAACACACAGAUCUGGAAUGGAGGCAACAAUGACAGGCCGCAGAUUCUCACGUUUGCUUUACAGAAAAGGCCACGGGCGACUCGGGCGAGUGCCAACAAGGUCCGGACGGGAUGCAUUACUUUAGCUAAUCAGAAUAACUUCACAGGCAAGCGCCGACACGUAAAGUGCGAUGAAGUGAAGCCCUCAUGCAAGCGAUGCGUGAAAUGGCAAGGGUUCUGUGAAGGAUACGACUCUCCCAAUAGCUCUUCGGCCUCACCCCCUAGCUCAGACGACGUAGACAACACCAACAAGGCAGCAUCAUCAUCAUCAUCAUCAUCGUCGUCGUCGUCGUCGUCGUCCGUCGCUCGCGUCUCCAAGAAGAAGCCGCUCGUCGCAAACGCCCGCCCCAGAUCGCAAUCUCAACUAAUCGACAUCAGCCUCCCACUCGAACCCACAGAGAACCUCUUCGUCAACGUCUUUGAAUGCCAAUACUUUGACUACUGGCUCUCCCGCCGCUACCGCCUCGGCGGCGGCUUCUUCGACGAGCAGCUAUGGGCCGAGACCAUCCCGCAGAUGAGCCACCAGCACGCCUCGGUCCGGUACGCCGCCAUGGCCGUCGGCGGCAUCGGCAAAGCCCUCCACCACAGCCUGAAGCCGACCACGCCCGCCCAGCUCGGCGCAAACGGGCCCCACUACGGCCUCGCCCUCUCGUACUACGGCCGCGCCAUCCGCGAGGUCCACAAGGCCGUCGCCGCGCCCCGCGACGAGACCAACAGCAGCAGCAGCCUCCGGGCCGCCAUCGUCUGCUGCCUGCUCUUUGUCUGCUUCGAGGUGCUCCACGGCGAUCGUAAGGCGGCGUUUGCGCUCAUCAAUAGCGGGCAGACGAUGAUGGAUGAGCUGCUGCGCCGGUGCGAGGAGGAUAAGAGCCGGGAUAAGAGCAUUAUUGGCGCCGAGGCCGUCGAGACGGAGGCGCUGCAUGUGUUUCAGCGGCUUAUCCAGCAGUCUUGGUCUUGCGGUGUGCUUCGAAGGCGGGAGAGGCGCCCCGUGAAGGUAGAGGGCGAUCUCGUCGCGGAAGAGAAGAAGGACUCGUACUCGUCUGAGUCGUGGUGCUGCCAAGGAGGACCGGGGAGGAAGAGCGCGAUUCACAAGAUGCCCGCCAUCUUUAGUAGCCUCCAGGAAGCUCGUCGAUGGUGGGAUGUGACGCAGCACUACGUGACGCACUCCUCAGACAUCGUCUGCCGCGUGACCCAGCUAGGGUUAAGCGAAGACUUCCUCUCCGAGUGCAACGAGCGCAUCCGGAGACAACUAGAAGAGAGCGAGCGCUUAAAAACCGGGGCUGUCAGCAAAUCAUCCUCAUACUCAUCCUCAUCCGCGGCUACGGGAGCCGAGGACACCGCCUCGCGCUGGCAAGACUUCAGAGACGCCCUAGCACGAUGGGCAACCGGCUUCGCACCCCUCUGGACCGCCGCCCGCAGGACCAAGACCUCGGACGAGAGAUCCUACAGCCAAGCAGCGCACCUCCGCGCCCAGUACCUCACCCUCUCCAACUGCCUCGAGUCCCCCCUCGGCUGCAGCUACGAGCGCGUGGCCCGCCUCACCCCGCGCUUCCGCGAAGUCAUCCAGCUCUCCGCCGGCCUGCUCGACUACCAAAAGCGCUCCUCCCUACCCGGCGAGAUCUUCACCAUGGACAUGGGUCCCACCUGGCCUCUGUUCCUCGCGGGGACGCGGUGCCGGGUGCCGGAGCUGCGCAACGAGGCGAUCCGGCUGCUGCGGGAGAACCCGCGGCGCGACGGGCUGUGGGACAGCCGGUUUUUCUACGCGCUGAUGAUGAGGAACAAGAUGUUGGAGAUUUCGAACUCGAGGGAGGGCACGCCCGAGGAGCAGUGGUGGCGGCUGCAGCAUCGGUCUGCGUGUGUUGACGAGCAGGGGGCGUUGAUUGCCAAGGCGAUGGAUAAGAACCCUUUGACGGGGACGUGGGAUCUGGGGGAGGAUAACUUUCUGAACUUCAGACUGGCAUUGGAAAGAUUUGUUAGACAGACAUGUCUUCAGAUUGCUGAAUCUUGGGUGGCCAUUGUCAUUAUGUACCCAAAGACUUGUAUCCUCACAAGGAACCAUCACGAGAUAACGGGCAAUGAUAAAACCCCCAAUUAUUGGCCCGUGCAGUAA